Messenger RNA from Opisthorchis viverrini, 2145 nucleotides. RefSeq lists its product as hypothetical. Lineage: Eukaryota; Metazoa; Platyhelminthes; Trematoda; Opisthorchiida; Opisthorchiidae. The coding region runs from base 1189 to 2058 and encodes 289 amino acids. Gene Ontology annotation, biological process: inositol trisphosphate metabolic process. Gene Ontology annotation, cellular component: cytoplasm. The transcript has 7 exons. The record is from RefSeq and is a predicted model, not a curated record. Gene Ontology annotation, molecular function: inositol-3,4,5,6-tetrakisphosphate 1-kinase activity; magnesium ion binding; inositol-1,3,4-trisphosphate 5-kinase activity.
AUGCCACCCGAAGGAAGCACGAAGGCUGGGAUACUGCCAGGUUGCCCAAUCCUAGACAGGGGAAAUCGAGUGGCGGAGGUCGGAUUCGAACCACGGACCUUCCGUCAGUAAAUUUGCGCUCUAACUACUUGAGCCAUCUCGCUCGUCUGUGAUGAAACUGAAGAACAGUUAGAGUAUCUGAAGCUCAUUUGGGUUCUUGUCCAUCAGUGUCACAAAUGCACUUGAUGAUUGCCACCUUGAACAUUUUUCUGGUGAGGUCUUUGGCAGUGCAGCCGACAUUUUGGUGUCGACAGGCAUUCUGUGCUGUGGCUUGGUCCUACGCUGUAACAUUACAGGGCACCGUCUUUCGAGCAACAUGCUUUUUUGAUGCCGCCUUCAAAGUGGCUCAAAACAUGAGAUGGACAGUAUGCCACUGGGAAAAAUGUUCGGGAAAUAUUUCAAACGCGUAUUUUAGUACGGUCCAGCUUCCACUUAGCUAUUCCCGUACGUCCACAAAUUUGGCCGAAACGGCACUUGAUUUCGAUCUAAAUAACUCCAUCUGUCAAAUCUGUCAAACUUUCAAUGUUUUGUCUGAGUCAGAUUUCGGAAGUAUGGGGCCCUUCGACGGCUUUGCUUCGUCAGUUAGAGGCCUUCCUUUCUUCUUAAUCCCGUUCUUAUUUCACAGCUUCUUUCAGUAAAUAUCUUUAACCAAUCGUAGGAAGUCAAACCUCUGUGUUAGGUGCCAGUGUUACUGCCAGCAAUGCAUCGUUAAAUGUUGGAUCUGCAGAUCCUGUGUUGUUUAUGCGGUCUGCGCUUGUUCCUGGGGAUUCUGGAACUACUUUUCUACUCCCCCCGGAAAUGACAUAUCAAAAGCAAUCUGAAUAUCGAAUUCCAGAAUCAGAACAUGGCAAAUCGUGUAUAAAUUCGCUGACAUGAAAACGGUUGGGUUCUUAUUCGAGGACCAAAAAAUAGAAAGGCUCGGUCUCACCUCUUGGAUGGGAGUCCUCAAGUAAGACCCUCACCUUUACUAUUUCUAAUGUUUCCUCUUCAGAAGUGCUGAUUUGCGGUUCGUGAAGGUUAUAUUGAAGCUCUUAGUUCGCUGUAUUUUCCUCUAGAUAGAUCCUCAUUUGCCGAUCGAUGGCCAAGGUCCAUUCGAUGUGAUUCUUCAUAAACUAAGUGAUUUGGGCGACGAAGACCUUACCUUACAUCAUGAGUUGGAGGUUGGUCUAUAUUUCUCACUCUACUCCUCAGAGUUAUGUAUUCAGACACCCUGAAGUCAUCUGCAUCGAUCCACUAUCCUCAGUUUGCGCUUUGGCGGACCGAUACGAUCAGUGUCGUGUACUAUCUUCUUCCCUGAAUCAGUCCACUCUCGCGGACACCGUAUUUGUUCCAGGAUUCUGCCUCGCAAAGCGGAAUAGUACAGAUGAGAAUUUGAAGUUGAUGCUCGAAAAUGGCAUUCGGUUUCCGCUGAUUUGCAAACAGUUAUCCACAGAAAGCGAACCAAACACCCGAAAGAUGGCUUUGGUCUUCAAUGCUCGCGGAUUAGAAGCGCUAAAUUAUCCUAUUCUGCUCCAGCAAUUCGUCAACCAUGAUGCCAGACUAUUCAAGCUGUUCGUAAUCGGCAAGUUUGUCCAUAUCCGGCUUCGUCCUUCUAUACGAAAUUUGUCACCGUCAUCGAGUGGAGAGAACAUAUUCUUUGAGUCAAACACAAUAUCUAAAGAAUACAGCGUAUCGCCCCUAAAUGUGGCUGGAGCUGUGGACAACGAACAAACUGCUUUAUCGAUGCAGCAGAGGAGCCUGCUCCUAGACAUUGCACGACAGUUAAGAACCGAUUUGAAGCUUGAUCUUUUCGGUAUUGAUGUGGUCGAAUGUAUUUGUGAGGAUACUGUUCGCACAUCCACCGGAGCCUGUGGGGAUCCCAAUGUGAAUGAAAAAACAACCGUUCGCUACGCCGUGAUUGAUGUGAACCCUGCCCCAGGUUAUUCCGGUGUUCCGAACUUCCCCGAACAUCUGGAGAAUCUCAUCCGAGAGAAGCUUUCACUUCCGCUGAUUCCAGUUCCAUCCGGAACUAUGGCUUGAUCUCAUGCGAACGUAUUAUUUUUUACACCGUUGGUGGUAUGGCGACGCUAUUUUUACUUGGCAUUACUACUUGCUAUAAUUUUCCGC